AUGCCAUCCUGGACCCACCUUGUUCGUUUUAUCGCUGUUGAGGACUGCCAGGUUCACCUCGGCCAACUGCUCGAUACAACUCGAGAUGUUGGGCGCGACAGUGUUGACGGAGUGGAGAUCGCUGUGAAGGUGAUUGAGGGGACAAUCUUCGAUGGCCGCGUUACCGACGAGGUUAUGCACGUGAAGCAGCUUCUAUCCCCAGUGACACAAGAACAAUGCAGCUAUAUCCGCUGCCUGGGUUUGAACUACAUGGAUCAUGCCAAAGAAGGCAACUUCCCUCUUCCUAAAGCGCCCAUACUUUUCACCAAGCCUCGCACUGCCCUCACCGGUCCAUAUCCUGCUGCCAUCAAUAUCCCCAAAUGUGCCCAGGAUGAUACUAGUGACUAUGAAGCCGAGCUGUGCCUGGUUAUUGGCAAGUCCGGUCGGGAUAUUCCUGAGGAUGAGGCAUUGGACUAUGUACUCGGUUAUACUGCCUCGAACGAUGUCUCUGCGCGAACAAUGCAGAUGAUCACUGCACAAUGGUCUUUCUCGAAGGGACUUGACGGGAGCUGUCCAAUUGGACCAGUCCUUGUGGCCCCAUCAGCAAUCAAAGACCCGCAGACUCUUUCCAUCAAGGCUAUCCACAACGGUGCAGUUGUUCAAGACGGACACACCAAAGAUAUGAUCUUCAACAUCAAGAAACAGAUCUCAUACCUGUCACAGGGUACGACUCUCGAGGCUGGAACUCUCUUUCUUACUGGAACUCCUGCCGGCAUUGGAUUCUUCCGCGAACCUAGAGUUGUGCUUCGUGAUGGCGAUGAAAUUUGUGUUAAGAUUGAUCAGAUUGGAACUUUGGUCAAUAAGGUGCGGUAUGAGAGUCGCUAA
This is a messenger RNA of Penicillium canescens, 864 nucleotides long. Its product is annotated as fumarylacetoacetate hydrolase family protein. Lineage: Eukaryota; Fungi; Ascomycota; Eurotiomycetes; Eurotiales; Aspergillaceae. The record is from RefSeq and is a predicted model, not a curated record. The coding region runs from base 1 to 864 and encodes 287 amino acids. The transcript has 3 exons. Gene Ontology annotation, molecular function: catalytic activity.